AUGACUAAUAAUUACUGUGAUUUUCCCUACUAUAAUUUCCCAUUCAAAAUUAGGAGGAUUGGUCAACACUACCCAACAUUCCAACCACAUGAAUGUGUAAUCAAUGAAAUUAUGCAUAUUUAUAAAGACUAUAAAUUUCCUAAGAAUCCUGCGACUAUAGUUAUAAAAAAUCAAUUGACUCAGUCUAAACGUGGGCUCGAUAAACAAAUUGAAAAUUUGCUUGAUCGUAAGGUGAGAAUGCUCGAAAUUCCUGAGAAAACAUUAUACAAGGAUUGCCGUAAUCAAGAAUCGCCGGUUACUAAGUUUUUUGUGUGUAUACCUUAA
Molecule: messenger RNA, 324 nt
Organism: Macrosiphum euphorbiae (potato aphid)
Lineage: Eukaryota; Metazoa; Arthropoda; Insecta; Hemiptera; Aphididae
Source: the annotation of a GenBank genome assembly